AUGGCUCCCCAGGAAUUGACAGCUCUCCCUCCCCGCUCUGUUUUGGCUGAACAGAUUGAGAACUGGAAAAGGAACUACGAUAGACAUCCAAAUCCAAGGGAAUAUCAAUUUUAUGCGAUUCAAGUGGAUGUGAACUGUGCCCACAAGUAUGACAAUAGAUUUGUUUCGUUCAUUGAACAGCUCAACGGAAAAGGGAUCUCGGUCAAUGACCUACUGGAUCAUUCUAAAUUGCUGAAUGAGCGGGCACAACAUCUGAGCACCCUCUACUCUCUACUACGGAAUGGAUAUAGGCGUAACGCUCUAGGAGCCCCAUCAUCAAAGAUUAUUGUUUGCUUAGACGAAGCCCGUUUAUUGUUAGACAAUAACGACUCAUCGCUUUUACGUGCUUUCAGACAUGCCUUGAGGGAAUUAUUUGAUGAUUAUAGACAUUUGUUUGGCGUUUUAUUGGACACAGCAUCGAGAAUUAGCAAUUUCUCGUCUUCGGUACUACAAGACCCCAGCAUGAAGGAAAAACCAUCGCCGGAUUACAUUGGUAAAUUUUUUCCGCCUAUUUUCGCUCUGAACACAUUCGAUGUGUGGGUCUAUAAGGGCUACACUGGCCUUGAUUUUACAAGCUCCAAUCAAGCACGACAACAGCUUUUCUCCCUCGGCCGGCCUCUGUGGGCAGCUUUCUUUGAGGCUGGAGAGAAUUUAAACAGUGUUUUGAGCCUAGAAAAAGCCAAGAUAUCACAAGCCCCUUGCUUCACGCUUCUUUCGUACUGUGUAAGCUUUCUGAUUACCGACCAAUCCAUGGGCGAGGCAUACGUCGCCGAGCAUAUCAGGUAUACUAUAUCAAUCAACAAGGACCGAACAUUCGCCCAAACAAUACAGCCUAGUGAGCCUGUUUUGGCCACGCCGCCCUGCAGCUUCUCUCGCACAGGCCAAGACUGCUAG
Molecule: messenger RNA, 933 nt
Organism: Aspergillus ruber CBS 135680
Lineage: Eukaryota; Fungi; Ascomycota; Eurotiomycetes; Eurotiales; Aspergillaceae
Exons: 2
Coding region: 1-933 (310 amino acids)
Source: RefSeq, a predicted model, not a curated record